GUUGAGAAAAGGCAGAGAAUCCGAUGAACCAAACUCAGAUAAACAGGAAAAAUGGCUUCCGUAUUUAUAACCUCCCUUUCUUUACUGCCUCUGACAGGGUAAUAAGCUUUGGGUUCUGGAUAUGCAGGAAGCAAACACAGCUCCUUCUAUAGCUGGGGAAAUUGAAGGACAGAGAAAGUGGUUUACUGCCGGGGCUCACCUGACACCUCCCUGCUAAAGUUCAGGGUUGAAUCCAGUCCUCUUCUGCCUGCCUUCUGCAGCCGGAUUGCCUCUAGUCCUGAUCACUUCCUUUGUUUCAGCUGGGAGGCAGUUGAGUUAAAGCUCUAGCUCACUGUUUUGAACUUCAGCCCACACCCCGCCAGCAGAACAGUCGGCAUUCAUGUAGCCCAGGCCAAGGAAAGGGAGGUCUUUGUUCGGAUCAUCCCACUGGACUUGGGGAGUCCAGAGAGCACAGAAACCUGGCAGGCAGGCUUUUAAGUUAAUAGACGUUGUUUAACUGCACCAAGAGUCUGCUGCUCCCCCUGUCUUGGGGACCUGUGUGACUCAACGUGUUUGACGGCUUGCUGCUGGGAACCCAGGGCCUUUCACAGCCGCUCAGGGGCAGGGGCGCUUCUCUGGGGAGGAGGAUGCUUAUCAGGGGAGAGCUGGCAGAAGAAUACACCGUCAGUCUGAGGCGUGGAGGAGAAACCAGUGUCUGUCCUGCGGGGUUCCUGCCUAGAAGUGGCUGAAACACACAUGCUGGAAUGGCCGCCACCAGGCAAAGCCCACAUAUGUCAAAGCAAGAGAGAAACCAAAGACCGUCCAGCAUGGUCAGCGAGACGUCCACGGCUGGGACCGCGUCCACCCUGGAGGCAAAGCCAGGACCCAAGAUCAUAAAGUCCAGCAACAAAGUGCACAGCUUUGGGAAGAGGGACCAGGCCAUUCGCAGAAACCUGAACGUUCCAGUGGUGGUGCGGGGCUGGCUGCACAAGCAGGACAGUUCUGGGAUGAGGCUGUGGAAAAGGAGGUGGUUUGUGCUUGCUGAUUACUGCUUAUUUUACUAUAAAGAUAGCCGAGAAGAAGCAAUCCUGGGGAGCAUCCCUCUGCCCAGCUACGUGAUCUCACCCGUGGCCCCUGAGGAUCGCAUCAGUCGCAAGUACUCCUUUAAGGCCGUGCACACGGGGAUGCGAGCUCUCAUCUACAACAGCUCCGCGGGGGGCUCGCAGGCUGAGCAGUCGGGCAUGAGGACCUACUACUUCAGUGCCGACACCCAGGAGGACAUGAACGCCUGGGUCAGGGCCAUGAACCAGGCUGCACAGGUGCUGUCCCGAUCAUCACUGAAGAGGGAUGUGGAGAAGGUGGAGCGGCAGGCGGUCCCCCAGGCCAACCACACAGAGUCCUGCCGAGAGUGUGGCCGCGUGGGUCCUGGACACACAAGGGAUUGCCCUCACCGUGCCCAUGACGACUCCUUCGGCUUCGAGAGACGGGAGCAGGAAGAAGAGCGGUACCGUUCGCAGAGGGACCCGCUGGAGAACAAGCGAGACAGGAGCAAGGCCAGGUCCCCGUAUUCACCUGCUGACGAGGAUGCCUUGUUUGUGGAUCUGCCCAGUGGCCCCAGAGGCCAGCAGGCACAGCCCCAGCGGGCAGAGAAGAAUGGCACACUGCCCACCUCUUACGGCCCGGGAGAGCAGAAUGGGACUGGCGGCUACCAGCGGGCCUUUCCUUCCAGGGGCAACCCUGAGAAGCACAGCCAGAGGAAGAGCAGCCUGGCCCAGGUGGAGUCCUGGGCGAAGGCACAGAAGGGGGACAGCAGGAGCCUGCCUUUGGAUCAGACGCUGCCGCGGCAGGGCCCUAGCCAGUCCCUGUCCUUCCCGGAAAGCUACCAGACUCUUCCCAAGAGCACCCGGCACCCCUCGGGGAGCUCCUCGCCACCUCCCCGCAACCUGCCCAGUGACUACAAGUAUGCCCAGGACCGAGCCAGCCACCUGAAGAUGUCCAGCGAGGAGCGCCGGGCGCACCGGGAUGGCACCGUGUGGCAGCUGUACGAGUGGCAGCAGCGCCAGCAGUUCCGGCACGGCAGCCCCACGGCGCCCAUCUGUGCUGGCUCCCCGGAGUUCAGUGACCAGGGCCGGAGCAGGAGCAUGCUGGAGGUGCCCCGCUCCAUCUCCGUCCCUCCUUCGCCCUCGGACAUCCCUCCCCCAGGACCCCCAAGGGUCUUUCCGCCCCGGAGGCCACACACACCAGCAGAGAGGGUCACCGUGAAGCCACCGGACCAGAGGAGGAGUGUGGACAUCUCUCUUGGUGGUUCUCCCAGGAAGGCACGGGGGCACCCCACCAAGAACUCCACUCACUUGGACCGGCGCUCCAUGCCCUCCAUGGGUUACAUGACCCACACUGUCAGCGCUCCCAGUUUACACGGGAAAUCGGCUGACGAUACCUACCUCCAGCUGAAGAAAGACCUGGAGUACCUGGAUCUAAAGAUUAAAAAUAAUGAGCCUUUGAUCAACGUGCUUUACAAAGUGCUGAAGAAGUCAGCACGGGGCUGUCGGCCCAGGAGGAGCAUGACAGGCCGGGACCUUCUCAAGGACCGAAGCCUAAAGCCUAUGAAGAUCGCUGAGAGUGACAUUGAUGUCAAACUGAGCGUCUUCUGCGAACAAGACAGGAUCCUCCAGGACUUGGAAGACAAGAUUCGGGCUCUCAAGGAAAACAAAGACCAGCUGGAGUCGGUGCUGGAGGUGUUGCACAGGCAGAUGGAGCAGUACCGGGACCAGCCCCAGCACGCGGAGAAGAUCGCCUACCAGCAGAGGUUGCUGCAGGAGGACCUCGUCCACAUCCGAGCUGAGCUCUCCAGGGAGUCCACCGAGAUGGAAAACGCCUGGAACGAGUACCUGAAGCUGGAGCGUGACGUGGAGCAGCUGAAGCACGCGCUGCAGGAGCAGCACAGGAGAGCCUUCUUCUUCCAGGAGAAAUCGCAGAUCCAGAAAGAUCUGUGGAGGAUCGAAGAUGUCCUUGCAGGUCUGAGUGCAAACAAAGAGAACUUCAGAAUCCUGGUGGAAUCGGUCAAAAAUCCUGAGAGGAAAACGGUGCCUUUGUCCCCUCACCCGCCUGUGCCUUCACUCUCGAUGGCGGAGAGCAAGCCGCCCCCGCAGCCCAGCCCUCCCUCCAGCCCUGUGCGGACCCCUCUGGAGGUCCGACUUUUCCCCCAGCUGCAAACCUACGUGCCCUACCGACCUCACCCACCCCAGCUGAGGAAAGUGACGUCUCCCCUUCAGUCACCAACCAAGACCAAGGCCAGCGUUGAAGACGAGGCACCUCCCAGGCCGCCCCUCCCUGAGCUCUACAGCCCCGAGGACCAGCCGCCGGCUGUGCCCCCGCUGCCCAGGGAGGCCACCAUCAUCCGGCACACUUCCGUGCGGGGCCUCAAGCGACAGUCGGAUGAGAGGAAGCGGGACCGGGAGCUGGGGCAGUGUGUGAACGGGGACUCGAGGGUGGAGCUCCGGUCCUACGUCAGCGAGCCUGAGCUGGCCACCCUCAGCGGGGAUGCGGCCCAGUCCUCCCUGGGCCUCGUGGGCUCCGAGAGCAGGUACCAGACGCUGCCAGGCAGAGGGCUCUCGGGGUCCACGUCAAGGCUGCAGCAGUCAUCCUCCAUCGCUCCCUACGUCACGCUCCAGAGGGGCCUCAAUGCCGACAGCAGCAAGAGACCCAAGAGUGCCUUGGAGCGCCUGUACUCAGGGGACCAGCCGCGCGGCCGGAUGAGCGCCGAGGAGCAGCUGGAGCGCAUGAAGCGCCACCAAAAGGCCCUGGUCCGUGAGCGCAAGAAGACGCUGAGCCAAGGAGAGCGGACAGGCCCGCCCGCGGCGCGCUACCUCAGCCCCCCGCUCCCCGGGGACCUGGGCUCAUGGAAGCGCGAGCAGGACUUUGACCUGCAGUUGCUGGACCGGGCCGUGCAAGGGGAAAGAAAGGACAAGGAGGAGGAUGGCUGGUUGAAGGUGCAGGCCAUGCCUGUCACCGAGUUGGACCUGGAACCUCAAGACUAUGACUUGGACAUCAGCAGAGAGCUGUCCAAACCAGAGAAGGUCUCCAUCCCAGAGCGCUACGUGGAGCUGGACCCCGAAGAGCCACCCAGCCUUGAGGAGCUGCAGGCUCGUUAUCGUAAAGCCGAGAAGAUCCGCAACAUCCUCGCACGGUCAAGCAUGUGCAACCUGCAACCACCGUCAGGCCAGGACCGCAACAGCGUGGCCGACCUGGACUCGCAGCUGCAGGAGCAGGAGCGCAUCAUCAACAUCUCCUACGCCCUGGCCUCCGAGGCCUCCCGACGCAGCAAGCAGGUGGCAGCGCAGCAGCUGGCUCUCCUCCCGCCUAAAGGGCCCCUGUCCUCCAGGACGGUGCCACCUUACCCCCCUUUAAGCAACGGACUCCACUACACCUUUGUCUAACAGCUGCAACCCAGGCAGUGACGGACCCAUGAUCCAACGUGCAGAGGAGAAGCCUGGAAUCAGCUUCCUCAGAGGAGAUCAACCAUUCUGCCUGCACGGAAAUCUCUCCCAGCUACGUGGGGGCGCCGGCUGGAGGAAGGGGCUGCCCGCACCGACGGGACAGUCACCACAGGGCUAGGGCCCAACACACACCCACUCACUUUCCUUCGGACUCCUUUUGAUCUGUGACAGAGGCACUUUUGAUACACACUGUAAAAUACUGACACUGUAUCUUAGACUAUGUUUGCUAAUGUUCACCUCAAGGACUGAGUGGCUGGCAAGGUGAGGAUGCAGACUUUUGUAGCCGCACACACAGGUUCAGGUAUGAUUUGGGUGACAGGUGCGGGUCGGGGAGAAGGGCAGGGCAAGCAAGGCCAGUCCAGCUUCUGAUGGACUCAGGUGAAGGCUGGACUUGAGAGCACGCCUCCUGGGAUGCCAGCGUUGGGCUCUCUUGCGUGCUGUCUGGGAGACAGUGGCACUUGGCUGUAGCGGGCCGCCAUCCCCAGCACCACACGGACUCUGGGCAAAACCCCACCAGGAUGGUGCCUUGAUCCUUGGGUUUGGUUCAGGGUAACAGUGUGUUCAAAAGCUUUGGGCUCCUCAUCCAUGAGGUUCCCUCAGCAAAGGGCUUUUCUCAAAAAGAAAAAGACAAAAAAAAAGUUUUCUUUAGUUUUCAGACAUAGGCUUUUUAGUCCAGGAAAGGAGAGAGGAAGCAACUUUUAUUGGAUCAUAGCAAUAAACUCCACGCGGGGUGGCAUCUGCCCGAAAGACUCUGAUGGGAUGGAUUCCUUCAACCUGUGAUGCGAACCUUUGCUGCUGUCCUGGGCAGCACCAGGUCCGCCUCCCUAGGACUUGGGCCACCGGAUGGCCUGCCACCCAGGGCUGCGACUUGACUUACAGCUGACAAUGAGGAGGCGGCUACGAAGCCAGGUGCAGUGCUUGUGGGUCUUUAAGUCUUUUCAUGAUAGUCUCUAUACCCAAAAACAAAAACAACCAAACUCUGGUGGGUGGAGCCACUCUUUAAAGGAAAAUUUGUUUUUGACUAUGUUCAGAAAAAACAGAAUCUUGAAUAUAUUUAGAAGUUGCCGUCUAUUUUUAACUAACUCCAUAUGCUGCCAGUAUCGACUUCAUGACAUUUGCCAAAAUAAAAUUUUAUUUUUGCCUUUAUAAGAUUUUGUUGGAAAAUGAAAUGAAUAUUUUGCAAGAAGAAGGUUAAUUUAAAUAAGAGUGUAAUGGUUUGCAGAAAAAAAAAUGUGAUGUACAGAUUAAAAUAUUAACCUGA
Oryctolagus cuniculus (rabbit) is the source of this 5736-nucleotide messenger RNA. RefSeq names its product pleckstrin homology domain containing A7 (gene PLEKHA7). Gene Ontology annotation, biological process: zonula adherens maintenance; cell-cell adhesion mediated by cadherin; pore complex assembly. Gene Ontology annotation, cellular component: zonula adherens; pore complex. Lineage: Eukaryota; Metazoa; Chordata; Mammalia; Lagomorpha; Leporidae. The record is from RefSeq and is a predicted model, not a curated record. Gene Ontology annotation, molecular function: protein binding.